GGUUUUUUUUCUUCUGAACUUUUGAAGUGACUUCAUCUGAAUGUAUCGAAAAUCCUCUCACAGCGUUGAGAGCUCUGAUGUGUGGUAGAGCCUUCAGGGUUUACUGUGGGGGCCGUCACAUGAGGGCUUGUGUCUUGAGCGGCAGCUCUUCACUUCCUCUGACUGCAGUGGUUGAUGUGCACAUGGACAUGAAGGCUGCCGCCGCACACACUUCAACCUUUUGAAGCGUCACGUUCGAUGGAGUCCAGCUGUGUUCUGAAAACACGCCCGUGGAUGAGUCUUCAUGCUCUGGGAAGGAUGGUGGACUUCAGCAAACACGCAGAAGACUUUUGAUGAAAAAGGUUUUACUGCCUGUCCUCUUCCUGUGUGUGCACACUGAUUCACCGCCAUCCCUCCUUAGGACUGAGGUGAGACGGCAAAAGCUCCAGAGCAAACGUCUGCAGAGACAUGGAGUCCUCCAAUUCCACCCACUGUGCAGGUCACGGCCAGGGCCUGGGGGUCUACAUCGUCAUCGCUGUUCUGUCUGCCAUCGUCAUGCUGUUCACUGUGCUGGGGAUCGUUCUUCUAAAAAAGUAUCGUUCCACGGUCCAUACUGUUGCAGAGCUCCAGCGCAGCAAGCUGUUUUUUCCACAGAUACAACUUCCCAGCAUGCCUAUGGUGGCUCCUGCAGCAGAGGAGGAUGAGCAAAUGGAUGAGCCUCUUCCUCCUCGAACUCCUCUGCGGAUUACCAGCACACUCAGGUCCUGCUCAAAGAGGCUGAGGAAAAGCCAGGACCAGAAUCUUCAUUUCACCAAGUCUGACCUGAACCUGCUGCACCUGAUCAAAGCAGGCAAGGAGGGGGUCUUCUACCAGGCCAGGAUGAGCAGAGGGACAUGUAAAGGCCACACCAUGUUGACCUGCAAGAUCAGCAAAGAAGGUGUGCGUCUGAAACAUGUGGAGACCGAGGUUUCCAUCAUGAGGAAGUUGAUGCACCAUAAGAACGUCCUGCAGCUCCUGGACUGGAACACAUCAGAAGAGCCAUUCAUGCUGAUCAUGGAAUACGUGAGCUUUGGGACUCUGAGAACUUUCCUCCAGACCAACAGAGUCCACCUGAGUGGAGACCCUGAGCUGCAGAGUCUGCUCACUAUCGCCUCCUAUCACAUCGCUCUGGCCAUGCAGCACCUGCGCUCCAAAAUGAUCCUUCACUGCGACUUGGCUUUGAGGAAUGUCAUGGUCAACAAGUUUCCUUGGGAGGUGAAGGUGGCAGAGUUUGGUCUGGCUCAAGACAUGAGCCGUACGGCCAGCCGCUGCAGCACUCGUUGGCAGAGUCCACAGGUAAAGAAUUCAACAACGCCACAGCGGGUGCCGCUGCGCUGGUACCCCCCGGAGUAUUUCAAGAACAAGUAUUACAGCUUCAAGGGAGAUGUGUGGUCGUUCGGCAUUGUGCUGUGGGAGAUGCAGACGUUUGGCACCUUACCGUACCCAAACCUGGAGCGAUCAGAGGAAGUGGUGUACCACAUCUGCAUGGGUCAUAAGAACACCAACCCUCAAGGCUGCAGACCUGAAAUACUUCACAUCAUGCGGGACUGCUGGCAGGAGCCUCACACGCUCAGGCCGUCCUUCUCUGACAUUGUCUGCCUCCUGGAGAACACCAUCGAAAAUGAUGCAGAUUAUGUGGAUGUGGAGAGUUCACAGGAUUUGAAGAAGGAUGAACCUCAAUGUCACGAGGCCAGAAGUCUGCAGACAAGUGCUGUCCUACAAGAUUAAAAUGGCAUGUAGAUCACACAUUAGGCUCAGUGUUGCCAGAUAGCCAUGGAAACAUUAUCCAAAAAGCACCAAACCCACAAAAACCCUGAACAGUUCAUCUGUGAUUAAUUGGCCAUUGUUAAUCAUCCAUUAUUUUUACUUCCUGUUUGAUUGAAAGCCCAACUUUGAGACAUUUUAAUGAUAUUACAUCCACCAUGUUGGCAGUCAGUCAGAGAAAGACAUGUGAUGGCAGAGUCCUAUGCACUCCUAUUAAACUUUAUCAGCAACCAUCGAAGAACAACCGAGAACUCACCUUACCCCCCCCCCCCCCUCCUGAAACAUCAGGAACAAUCACCAAAAAAAAAAAAACUAAAGGACAGAGAAAAAAGCCCAAAUUAUUAAAUACCAACGGUCCUUGUAUAACCUAAUAUGAAGAAAGGUUUUUUGCAUUUUUACUCUUUAUGAAUUUUAGUGAGGUAAAAUUUGAGCAAAUCUUCUUGUGAAACACAUUCAAGAGUGGUUUGAUUUUUAAAAAUCUGUUUUUGUAAAUAUAAUUUAUAAGUGUUAAUUAAAUAUUCAAAACUAAAUAAAGUAACUUAUCACUUGAGAUUACUCCAAAAAGUAUUUGGUAUUUUCCCAAUACUGUUCAAAACCAACAGUAAAAAUGAUCCCAAAACCUCUACACAUUGAUAAAUGAUCUAUUUUUUCUUUAUUAAUAUCUCAAAACACCUUCUGUCUUUUCAGAGCACCUUAAUGUCAGAUACUGACACCAAAUAGACACAUUUAAAAUACAGAUUAUAUGGAAAGUGAAGACAUGAAAUAAAAAUGCCUACCUUUUUUAAAUUUAAUAAAAAUUGACAUUAUUAGUAUACGCUGAGUAAACUAAAGGAACGCCAUCAACCCAAUUUAUAUAAGAUUACACAAUCUGCCAUGAGGCUUCAUUCUGUGCUGUAAGCCUAUCACUUCGCCUUAUUAAAGGUCAUUCAAAUAAACUGCAUUUAUAGAACAGAUUGUAUACUCACAAUGGCGAGGAUAGUUUACAGGUGAGGCACUGGCUCAGCCGUCUCCCCUGACUGCACGUCCCUGCUGAGACAUAUUUUAAUAAGGAACCAAGAAUCACAGAACCGAUCCCAAACCCACCCAAAUGUUGUCCGACCACACAAAGCAGUUUUUACCCGCAAAUUUAGAAUCAAAACCACCCAAUGGGCAGGAAACCACCCAAUCUGUCAACGUGUAUUUGGCUGUGUCUAAUGAUGUUGCUCUGCUUGUGGACACUGUAAAUAUACUGUCUGAAAUAUCCACUGUAAUUCCAAAAGUGUUCAUCUGCCUUUACACACAAAUGUACUGAGAAAAGCGUUCUGUCAGGUAGAAGAUAGGACUCUGUGCAGACCAUUACUCCUCCAAAACCCCACUGGAUCGUCCAUGUUUUCAUGGAUCUUCUUUCAUAGUUCUUUUCACUAAAACUGAGGGGCUAAGCCCAUCUCCCAACAACCACGCCCCACGAGACAAUCCUAAGCAUCAUCAGCUAAAUGAAAUGUCAUCCACUGCUCUGCUUUAGAGUCCAGUUGCAGCGUCCAUAUGAUUUGAUGCCCCCCCGUUUGUGUGGUUUACUACUUGAAGGCCAAGCUGCUGUCAUUUCCAAACUCUUCCAGUGUAGAGCCGAUGACAGCUGUCUGGUCACAGAACCGUUCACUGAAGAGUUAGAAACAGUCUGCGUGGUAAGGAUGAAAUGCACCUGUGGAUACAUGGAAGUGAAAGAACUCCUGGGUCAACACAGAGGAAUUACUUUUGGCAAUAUGUAGUGUAGAAAGUUCAGAGGUUAAUAAAACAUAAAAACUCUUCAACAGCGGGAAAAAUUCUGAUGGAAAGAGAAGCACCUGGGACCAACAGUUUGAGACUUUUCCUAAUGUUUUUUUUUAAUUGAUUUUCCAUUUCUGUUUGUUGAUUCAAAUCCAGAUUCUGUCUGUCAUUUUAGUUUAAUCUGGGAGGACACAAACAUGCACAUUUGUGUGAAGUGUGACUUUUCAGAUCUGCCAGCAGUGAAUCAUCAGUCUGUGUGUGUUCAACUAGACUGUAUUAUAAUAUCCUGGUUAUGUUCAUUCUAGAUGUGCUAAAUUAGUUAUUCUAAAAAUGCUGAUGAUGUGUUUUCACACUCAGUGUUCAUGCUGGUGUGUGUUUUUAUUUGUAAUGUUACGUUUAGCAAAGAAGCUGUGCAAAAUAAAGAUAACAAAAUGUCAAUUCAACUGAAAC
Oryzias latipes (Japanese medaka) is the source of this 3975-nucleotide messenger RNA. Its product is annotated as tyrosine kinase receptor Cad96Ca. Gene Ontology annotation, molecular function: growth factor binding; ATP binding; vascular endothelial growth factor receptor activity. Gene Ontology annotation, cellular component: signaling receptor complex; plasma membrane. The record is from RefSeq and is a predicted model, not a curated record. Lineage: Eukaryota; Metazoa; Chordata; Actinopteri; Beloniformes; Adrianichthyidae. Gene Ontology annotation, biological process: endothelial cell differentiation; multicellular organism development; angiogenesis.